CAGGUUUCAUCAGCAGAAAUCUUUUAGUUUAUGUCCUUUCACCUAUGCAAUGGCCGCCAGUGAUCAACAAGUCAGAACCUCAGAGACUCAGCUGUUGCCCAAUCAGGUGCUCUCCGAGCAGCAGUCCCUGGUCGUCAUGAAGAAGCUUCUGGCCAUCGCGGUGUCCGGCAUCACCUACCUCCGGGGCAUCUUCCCAGAGAAAGCCUACGGCAGCAAAAAUGUUGCAGAUCAGAAAGUGAUGAUCCUCAGAGAGGAGCACAGCUGUCCGGGUGCCAUUCAGGUUGUGCAAUGGAUGCAGGGAUGCUUUGAGGCCAUCCAGAAGAAGUAUCUGCGGACCGUCAUUAUGUCUAUUUACACUGACCCAGAGCACCCUGAGAAAGUGACUGAAUAUUACCAGUUUACGAUCCGUUACACAGCAGAGGGAGCGCAGAUGGAAUUUGAAAGCAAGAACGACAACCAGGUGUCGGCGAUGUCGUGCGGCAACACAAAGAAGGCCAGCAUCCUGCUGGUGAGGAAGCUGUACACCCUGAUGCAGAACCUGGGUCCGCUGCCAGACAACGUCUGCCUCAACAUGAAGCUGUCCUACUACGAGAACGUCACUCCUCAGGAUUACCAGCCGCCCGGCUUCAUGGAGGCCAACGGCGACACCAUGGUGUUUGAGAAAGAGCCGGUGAGGCUCACCAUGGGCGAGGUGGCCACUCCCUUCCACACUUUGAAGAUGGACAUGACCACAGAGAGACAAAGGCUGGAGGAGGUGAAUGUGGAGGAGAGAGUUCAAGGGUCGGAGAAGUGGGUCCUGCAGAUGGAGGAGGAUGGCGUCGUGUCGAAGGCCCAUGUGAUUGAAGACGUGAAGAGGCCCGACAACGAGGACACGGACCUGGACAACACCGAGAUCCAGAUGAGCUGUUAUGAGAAGAUCAAGAGCUGCGAGAAAGCCAUAGAGAUGGACACGGAGGUGAAGAAGUCGCCCAUCGCUGAGAACCUGAGGAGGACCCGGAGCGGACGGGUCAUCAGGUCCACCACGCAGGCAAAACUGACCGUGAACACCAAGAAGUCGACAUCCUUGAAGGACAAAAGUGUCUCUCGGUACGAGAUCCCCACCAGCCAGGAGACGCCGUCCACCUCCGCGCUGGAGAAUCGCCGCAAAUUCAGCGAGCCCAAGGAACGCUUCUGACCUCACGCCUCACCGCCGCCGCCGAAGUAUUGAUUUACAUUACACGUUUUUUUUAAAUGUCGAUUUUUUACUAUGCAAGGGCGUUUUUUAAAAGAGUGGUUCCCAGUUCUUUUAAAAAUGUUUUGGGGGAUGUGAUACAAGUUCGAGUUAGAAUACUGAUGAACAAAUGAGUUAUAUUCACGCGUUG
Molecule: messenger RNA, 1361 nt
Organism: Pseudoliparis swirei
Lineage: Eukaryota; Metazoa; Chordata; Actinopteri; Perciformes; Liparidae
Gene: hormad1
Product: HORMA domain containing 1
Exons: 16
Coding region: 50-1174 (374 amino acids)
Source: RefSeq, a predicted model, not a curated record